Messenger RNA from Rotaria sp. Silwood2, 984 nucleotides. NCBI's taxonomy places the organism in Eukaryota, Metazoa, Rotifera, Eurotatoria, Philodinida, Philodinidae. The record is from the annotation of a GenBank genome assembly.
AUGGGUCAGGUACAAAUAGCAUUGAUUGUAUAUAAUAAUUGGGUUAGUCAAGAGAUGAGAAUUUAUGAUGAAACAAGAACCGUUGAAAUUGAAUGGAUUGUUGGACCAGUUCCAGUUGAAGAUAGUAUUGGUAAAGAAAUAAUAAUGCGUUAUGAUACAGAUAUUCAAAGUAAUGGAACUUUUUAUACGGAUGCUAAUGGACGUGAAGUACUUGAACGUAAAAGAGAUUAUCGACCAACAUGGAAUUACACAGUACAUGAAAAUGUUAGUGGAAACUAUUAUCCUGUUGUAAGUCGUAUUUGGAUUAAAGAUAACCAAAAGCAACUGACUGUAUUGACAGAUCGAUCUGAAGGUGGCUCAAGUAUACAUGAUGGUUCUAUUGAACUAAUGGUUCAUCGUCGUUUAGUUUAUGAUGAUUCAUUAGGUGCUGGUGAACCAAUGAAUGAACCUGCUUAUGGAAAAGGUCUUGUCAUACAAGGUAGACAUGUUCUUGUUAUUGAACCACCAGAAUCAAGUGCACUUUAUCAUCGUCAUGUUGCUCAAAGUCUUUUCAUGAAUCCACUCAAUACUUAUGCAUUACCAAAACUACCUUAUACUAAUUAUUCAAAUAGCUAUCAUCAAACAUGGUCAGCUUUAGUUGAAUUAUUACCAUAUAAUAUUCAUUUAUUAACUUUUGAUCCAUGGAGUUCAAAAGUAUUUCUCAUUCGUAUUGAACAUUAUUUUGAAUUGAAUGAAGAUAAAACAUAUUCAAAACCAGUUCAAAUUGAUUUACAAAAUUUAUUCAAUACAUUAGGGAAAAUUAAGAAUUCAAUUGAAUUAACACUCGGAGGAAAUUUACCAUUGAAUGAAAUGAACCGACUGGUUUGGAAAACGAAUGAUAAUCAAUCAUCAUAUUGGAAACCAAUAAAUUCGAAUCUAUUACAAAGUACCAUCGUAACACUCAAUCCAAUGGAAAUUAAAACUUUUCAAGUCACAUUACAAUAA